AUGCUCUGUGCUCUCCUGCUUAGUGCAGGCAUGUUGGUUGGCCCUGUCGCAACACAGGAAGCCGAGCCCGAGCAAGUCCGGUUAUCCCCUCCUUCGCUCUCGAGACUAGGAUCUAUGCCUUUGUCGCCGCCCCGUUCCAUCACGUUGAAGGACUUGCGGGUUAUGAAAGACCAGUACGGCAAUGAGCAAUGUUGCCCGCCUGGGACCAUACUCGUCGGAGGCCAGUGUAUCUUGCCCCAUAGCAAUGUCUGCCCUGAAGGCACUGUACAGGAGGGAAAUGUAUGCGUGGGCAAACCGUUAUGUCCUCCGAAAUUCCACUAUGAUGGCCAGAAAUGCAUCUCCGAUCACCCCCCGCGUUGUCAAACCGGAUCACGCUUCAAUGGCAAGGACUGUGUAUCGACGGGCGACCCCUUUUGCCCAGAGGGCUCCACCUUCAAUGGACAUAGCUGUGUCAGCACGACACCACCUACAUGUCCAAGUGGCGCCCAACUGAAGGACAAUAUUUGUGUUACCAAGCAAUCGCCCACUUGCCCGCGUGGAAUGCAGUUUGAUGGUGAACAAGGAUGCGUUAGCACAGAACCCCCUAGCUGUCCAGAGGGCGCUCAAUUCUCAGAGGGUCUUUGUAUCUCCGUCGUGCCUCCCUCGUGUGAGCGGCCGUUCGUCCUUCAAGGCAACACCUGCAUUCAUUCUUCCAAGCCCGAGUGCCCCACAGGUGCCACCUUCGAUGGCACUGUGUGUGUUUCUGUGACGCCCCCAAGCUGUAAGACCGGUGUCUUUGAUGGAGGAGUGUGCAAGGACAAGCAGCCUCCCAUUUGUCCACCGCGUACCACCCUCAAAGGGUCCAGCUGUACUGUAGAGACUGGUGCGUCCUGCCCUGCGGGGCAGUCUCUGUCCAUAUUCCAGGACCAAGUCCGCUGUUGUCCGGACGGAUUUAGCUGGGAUGGGUCAUUCUGUGUCCUGAAACGAGAGGGCGACAACUGCCCUCCUGGCAGCCACUUCGACGGUACCAAAUGUGUUUUCACGCCCACCGUGCAGCCCAUCUGCCCCCCAAGGACAACCUGGAAUGGCAAGGACUGUAUCCUUUCAGUGCCACCCCGAUGCUCUUCCGGCUUCACGUUUGUCAGCGGGAACUGUGUAAGCAAGGAUACACCUGAAUGUCCGGAAGGGACGACCUUUGAUGGUCACAAAUGUGUCUCCCCUACUCCACCUCGCUGUCCUGGAGACACGACCUUAAAAGGCCGGGACUGCAUGUCUUCCGACCCUCCUCUUUGCCCACCACGGACUACAUUCAAUGGCCACUCUUGCGUGCUCAACGUACCACCCACCUGCCCUCCUGGUUCCACUCUUACUGGCCAUAGCUGUCGCUUCCCCGAUGUUCCUGAUUGCUCUGGUGGCUCCUUUACUGGAGGACAUUGCGUUGUGCCAGUACCCCCCAAGUGCCCGCCAUCAUUUAUCUUCAACGGAAAGGAGUGCAUACACGAGAACCGGCCCCGCUGCCCUCAAAACUACGUCUACGAUGGGAAGAACUGUGUCUCUUCCGACCCACCAGACUGUGGAUCGGAUGCUAUUUUUGACGGCACUAACUGCGUCGACAUUACGCCUCCAAAAUGCCCUGACGGCACAUCCUAUGAUGGCCAUGGUUGUUCUGGUGGCAAGCCUCCAAAGUGCCCGGAGGGAAUGACCUUCAACGGGCGCGAUUGUAUUGACGGAAAGCCACCCCGGUGCCCUAAGGAUACCACUUUCAACGGUGAAAAAUGUGUCUCCAAUGAAAAGCCUGAGUGUCCAACGGGCACAACCUUUGAUGGCUCCAAGUGUGUGAACGAGAGACCCCCGGAUUGCCCAGAGAAUACGAGUUUCAACGGCCAUGCCUGUGUCUCUACCAUCCCUCCCGUUUGCUCGGAUGGCACUGUAUUCGAUGGCUCUAAGUGUGUCACGAAAAAUCCACCAGUUUGCCCACCGGGCACCAGGCUCGAGAACGGUAUGUGUGUUAUCACCACCGAUCCCAUCUGCGCCGAGGGAACGACCUUCAAUGGAAAGAUGUGUACCACCGCCACUCAAGCGGAAUGUUACCAGAUGCACGAAAAUUGGAUGUUGACAGCGGGUUGGCCUUGCGCCUACGCGCUCCUUUGUCAGAUAGUCACCAAGGCAGAAUCUCACAGAUAG
Aspergillus oryzae RIB40 is the source of this 2163-nucleotide messenger RNA. RefSeq lists its product as uncharacterized. Lineage: Eukaryota; Fungi; Ascomycota; Eurotiomycetes; Eurotiales; Aspergillaceae. The coding region runs from base 1 to 2163 and encodes 720 amino acids. The record is from RefSeq and is a predicted model, not a curated record. The transcript has 2 exons.